CAGAGUUUGCUGAGUCAGGCUGACUUGAAGAGACUUACAGCGUUAAACUAGUGAAACAACCACUUACAAAAAAAAAAAAAGACUCACUCCUUGGACUGGUUGAGUCCCAAAGAGGUUUCUAAAGUGCCGGAGAUCAGAGAAUCGGCCAGGUCGAGGUCAGAUUUACUCAAGGCUGAGCAGCAGCAGGUCACUAAGAGGAAGAGAGUCUCAUCCCCAAACACCUGAGGGUAUUAAACUCCACCGGAAAGAUGCAGGAGAAACACUCUUUCGCCCAAAGGAAAGCGGCAGUAGCACUGUGCAUUGUGCUGUUAAUGCUGGCUCAGCAGGUGUGUGCGGGUCCGUUGGCCCCUCAGGUGCAGUCCGGCUCUGACCAGAGUGCGGAUUUGAGGGGGGAACACAGAGUCCACACACUGAGGAGGAUAGCUCGGAUGACCCCGCUGUGGAGAAUCAUGAACAGUAAACCAUUCGGAGCUUACUGCCAAAACAACUACGAAUGCUCCACAGGACUCUGCAGGGCGGGACACUGCUCCACCAGCCACCGCUCAGUCUCAGAGCCCGUGAACUAUUAGACGUCCCCGGACACAACCAGCGUGUUUACAUGAGUGUGCAGCCAUAAUCCUUAUGAGGGGUUCUGAUAACUGGGAUAUGAACUUAUCCAGGCUUUUAUAUAUAUAAAAAAAAUCAUACUUUUUUAUUUAUAUGUGCCAAUACGUUUCUGAUGAUAUCUAAAGGUUUAUAGGGAUUUACGAAGAAGAAAGUUAAAAAGUGAGAAAUAUCACUUAUAUGAAGCUAAUAGGAGGUGGACCGAGGCAAUGGGUAAAGUGCAAAAAUAUAAGAAAAGAGUCAUUUAGCCUUUAUACUUGAUAUUUUUCAGGAUAGGUUUUGAUAUAAUCAGUGAGGAAGUCUUUCAACUAAGGUGCAAACAACUUGCAUUUCUACUGCCAAGGACCAAAAUCUUCCAGCCUUGAUCUCAAAGCUGAGACUGUGAUUCAAAAUGAAAACAAAAGAAACUGUUUUUAAUCUCAGACAUUCUGUCCUGCCAGUUGCCGUAGCCUUGAGCUAGUUUCUAGAAAUGCUACAAGUUAGCCUGAUGUCUGCAUAGCUUCUUAACUAUUGCCUGACUUUUAUCUUAUUAUGUUUUAGAAAACUAUUAUUUAAAAAUUAGCUGCACAACUUCUGCGCUUAAAGCUGUCUCCAGACGUAGAAAUAGAUUGAACCAGUCACUAUGACGAAUACAUUUCUUGGCGAUGAGACUCUUUAUCUGAUGUAUUGCUUUUGCAACAGAUAAUGACGGAGGUUGCAGGGAUCAGUCCAAAGCACAGGGAAGACCGUGUGCCUGACCUUUAAAUCUUUCCAGAUUACGUCAUAAUUGUCUUGUGUCGUGCUCGAUAAGUUAUCACUGAAGAAGUCUUAUCAUUCCACUGAUACUGUGCUGCACCAAAACACAUACGCUUCCCUUUUACCAGGGAGAAUCAUUUGGUCUAGUUUGCCAAUGUACUGUCGGAGAGAUGUAGCACUGAUGGUGUAGACUUGUUACACACAUAUUUAACAAACAAUCACCUAAAUUAUGACUUAUAUCAACAUCUAUUGGUUACUAUUAACAAUGCUGUGACAAUAUAUUUUUUACAAUAGACCAGUAUUUUCACAAAUUAGUCAUUAAUCGAACAGAAAAUAAACCAAUCAACUUUUAGCCUUUGAACACUCAUAACAGACAGGCUUUGGUCAAGCAUGAUUGAAUCUGAGGCAUUGGUUUGGAUUACAGUCAACUGUCAGAGGCGCGAAGUGUUAAAGAGGAAAGAGAAAGUAGGAAAAAAAGAGACAUAAAAGAAGAUAGCCGUGUGGUAAAAUUCAAAAAGACAAAGCAAAGAGAAGGAGCAGAGGUUACAAAUACCGAAACAAUGCUUGAGCGCCCUUAACAUUUUAACAUCUUCAAGUUUUUUAUUAUAGUUUUACACAUUUAAAAGUUAUAUUUAAAGUUUGUUCAGGCACAAGUUCCUCUGCCAAAUACAGAAUUAUUGAACUACAAGCACGUAAUUUGUAAUACAUAGAGGAUACAUGAGCAUUAGUCACAAUAUCUGUAAUGCAUGUAUAUUGAUUUUGUGUGAUGCGGUGAUUAUAUCGGUGAUCUUUUAUUUAUUUUACCCUUUGUUUUAAAUGUCAAAAAUGUACCCAUUUACAUCAUUUUAUUUGUUUUUACAAAAAAUAUAUAUUUGUAUGAUAUUUUAAUGGCUUGUUUUAGAAUAAUCAAUCACCCUGACUGGAUUUUUUUAAAACUUUACCAGUGGGAACUUUUAGACAUCUACUUGCUCAGACGAUCUUAAAUCUGUAACCAAUAGCAAAUUUAACAACUAGCCUUGUUGAGUGUACAAAUAUUACCUAAUGAUGAGCUGCACAGCCUUGGUUUUUCUUUUUCUUUUUCUUCUUUUGCACAUCCAUCUUCUCAAAUCAAUAAGCGAUCGCUGAUUUCACUUGGACUCACCUGCAUAGUUUACUUCAUGCACAGAGCGGGUGGUUGCUGAUAUUUUGUAGACUCAGCGUGUUUGAGAAAUGUUUGAGUAGGACUGCACUUUUAAACCCAAAUUAUCUUUGUACUGUGUACUGUCUACUGCAUGUACUGUGUUACUUACAUGCAGAGAGCUGGAAGAAGGUGGAAUAAAAGCAUUGGAAAAA
Seriola dumerili (greater amberjack) is the source of this 2670-nucleotide messenger RNA. It is a transcript of the gene leap2, whose product is annotated as liver-expressed antimicrobial peptide 2-like. The coding region runs from base 249 to 569 and encodes 106 amino acids. The record is from RefSeq and is a predicted model, not a curated record. Gene Ontology annotation, biological process: antimicrobial humoral immune response mediated by antimicrobial peptide; defense response to bacterium. NCBI's taxonomy places the organism in Eukaryota, Metazoa, Chordata, Actinopteri, Carangiformes, Carangidae. The transcript is spliced from 3 exons.